Molecule: messenger RNA, 1164 nt
Organism: Seminavis robusta
Lineage: Eukaryota; Bacillariophyta; Bacillariophyceae; Naviculales; Naviculaceae
Source: the annotation of a GenBank genome assembly
AUGAUGAACAAUAAGGAUUCGGAAGACGACCUGGUGACAUCACGGAACCCCCACAACUUGGCCAAUGGACGAGGGACCUUCUUGGGAUUCCAAAAUGUACACGACUUCAAAUCCAAGGCAAGAUCCUCUUCGGCACUGAAUAGUGAGGCAUCAGCCCUGAUACCCGAUGGUGGUUUGAGUCCUUGUGUCAUUCGAGUAUUGGGAGUUGGAGGAGGAGGUUGCAAUGCUGUGGACCGAAUGUUGGAAACAGCCGUGGGUGGUGUGGAAUAUUGGGCCAUUAAUACGGAUGCCCAAGCACUAGGUCGUUCCAAAGCCUUGGGAGCCAAAGUGUUAAACAUUGGGUCGGCUGUUACCCGUGGAUUGGGCGCCGGUGGAGACCCUGAUGUAGGACGCAUGGCGGCGGAGGAGUCCAGAGAGGAUAUUGCUCUAAUGGUGGAAGGAACCGAUCUGUGCUUUAUCACCAGUGGUAUGGGAGGUGGAACCGGUAGUGGAGCCGCACCUGUCGUUUCCGAGAUUGCCAAGGAAAGUGGUGCUCUGACCGUGGCCAUUGUCACCAAACCGUUUGCCUUUGAAGGGCGACGACGCAUGCGACAAGCUACCGAUGCCAUUGCCAGAUUGAGGGAGUACGUCGAUACGGUGAUUGUCGUGUCCAACAACAAACUACUCGAAAUCAUUCCAGAUGAUACACCCGUCACAGCGGCAUUUCGUGUGGCUGAUGAUAUCUUGCGGCAAGGAGUUGUUGGCAUUUCCGAAAUCAUCGUUCGACCCGGCUUGAUCAAUGUGGAUUUUGCGGAUGUAAGGUCCGUGAUGAAAGAUGCUGGAUCGGCAUUGAUGGGUAUCGGUACGGGUGUAGGAAAGACCAGCGCCGAGGAUGCUGCAAUUGCUGCCAUUUCUAGUCCACUUCUCGACGAACCGGUUCAGGAUGCUACAGGCGUCGUCUUCAACAUUUUGGGUCCACGAAACUUGUCGUUGCAAGAAGUGAACCGGGCGGCACGCGUUAUCUAUGACAAUGUUCACGAGGAUGCAAAUGUCAUCUUUGGGGCCCUCGUCGAUGAUACCAUUGAGGACGAAGUUUCCAUUACUGUGCUAGCUACUGGCUUCAACUCUGCGGCUGCCGGAGUCGGGGACCCGGAUAGCUUCCCAGAUUUCCUGUCGGAGAGAUGA